This is a messenger RNA of Caenorhabditis angaria, 1039 nucleotides long. The record is from the annotation of a GenBank genome assembly. Lineage: Eukaryota; Metazoa; Nematoda; Chromadorea; Rhabditida; Rhabditidae.
AUGUCGGUGAUUCAAAAAAUGUCAGUUUUUUGGGAACGGGGGAAUUCGGUAGAAAGAACACUUCGAAAAAUCCAAAAAAAGUCCGAAUCGAAUUAUGACGUGGCCUUAAGGUUUCUAGUUUUCAAAAAAGGGUACUGUAGCUGAAUUCUAAUGCAUCUAUUCAUUUGCGAAAAAAACCGAAAAAAAUGUAUUUUUUUUACAAUAUUUUUCUAUUCACCAAAAUGCACGAAAUAAAUGUCAAUCGUGACGAGACCCACACACAUUUCAAGGAGAAAAACAUUCGAGAAAAAAAACAAGAAAUGAAAUUUUCGAAAGCAUGUAUUUUUCACACUCGUUGCCUUGAAAUUAGUGUGGGUCUCGUCACGAUUGCAUGUAUUUCGCGACAAUUUGUGAUUUUGGUGAAUAGGAAAAUUUUGUAAAAAAAUACAUUUUUUUCGUGCUUUUUUGCAAAUGAAUAGAUGCAUAAGAUCACAUAGAUUAAUUUUGGCUAAUGAUUAAUUUUGGAACCAAAAAUUACCGUACCUCUUCCAAGAUUUGACUAGAAAUCCGAAAAAUGGCCUAGAAAAAAAACUUGUAGAUCAAAUUUUGGAGCUUUCUGAACCUCUAUAGAACCCUACUUAUUUCUACUUAUUUGAACUCGAAUGACGUGGAUUUUCAACAGUUUGGUACAAAAAUUUGAAUGUUCAUUCAGAAUUUCUGAAAUUUUAGAGUUCACCCCCAUAUUUUUCAAUCCAAAACUUCCAUUCAAAUUUUUUGCAGAGGUCAAUUAAAACGAAGAAGAGAAAAACAAAUAGCAUACAUUCGACAAUUUGAUGAAUUUCAUAGUGAUAUUAAAGAUGGUAAAUUUUCUAUAUCCUAAAAUCAUUAGUUACACUAAAUCAUUGCAGAUGAAAUAUUCAAGUGCAUUUCAAAUGUUUACAACAAAUCAAUUCAAAAUAUGGAAACACCAACAGCUCCAAUGUGCAAAAAACUAUUAACAGUUGCAAUUAUUCAAAAAACUGUGCGAUUUUAUACUUCGGCAAACGAAUCUCGAUGUUAA